AUGUCAGAGCUGCGCGAAUUUCAAGAAGAAUAUAUAGCAGUUGAGGAGAAUCAAAGAGAUAUGGAGUCUUACCCGGUUGAGAUACCCAAUGUGAAUAAUGGUAACGCAAAUUUACUCCCAAUAAUGACAAAUAUGAUUGCGAGUACAUCACAAGGAAGACAAGGAAAGAACGUUAACGAAGUAGAACAAAAGCUGGUGAAAAUAUCUAGAACAGAUCAAGAAGAAUUCGAAAGAGAAUACAAAGGAAAGCAAUUUCAAGAUUGUGGAGGAAAUAAUAAGAUUCAAAGAGUGGACAAUCUACUGGAAGGUUACGGAGGCCAACAACCAUAUUACAAUAAAAGACAAGGAACUGGAAAGGUGGUCUGGGUACAGAUAAACUUGCCAAAGAUGAAUACUACAGUAGACAAAAUCUGGGAAGCUGUUAUAUUAAUGGAAGAAAUUCCUGAACCACAUAAUGUAGGAGAUGAGCCACCAUCUGGGAGAAGGAGCAAAGAAUUCUGUGUAUAUCAUCACUUUCAUGGUCACACGACAAGUAAUUGUAGAAAUGUGAGGAAAAUCAUACUGCGAAUGAUUAAACAAGGAAAACUGGAUCAUUUCUUAGCAAAGCAGUCACAGCAUUUACCACCAACACUAUCAGGAGGAAAUGCAUAUGGUACAUAG
This is a messenger RNA of Papaver somniferum (opium poppy), 660 nucleotides long. RefSeq lists its product as uncharacterized. The record is from RefSeq and is a predicted model, not a curated record. The transcript has a single exon. Bases 1 to 660 code for a protein of 219 amino acids. Lineage: Eukaryota; Viridiplantae; Streptophyta; Magnoliopsida; Ranunculales; Papaveraceae.